UCUCACGAGACGUGGAUUCCGCCCCGGUAAAGGAGCCGUCCUGUCCCGUCUCUUGUGGCGUCACCUGCAGCUUUACAUUACUCAUACACGCCAUGUCCUUUUGUAAAUUCUUCGGCGGAGAAGUCUAUAAAGACCAUUUCAAACCGGGAAUGUAUGUAUGCUCCAAGUGCAGCCACCCUCUGUUCUCUAGUCGCGCCAAGUUCAGCCACUCGUCUCCUUGGCCGGCUUUCACUGAAACCAUCAGGGACGACAGUGUCACCAAGAUGAUGGAGAGUCUUACCGCAUUCAAGGUCCUGUGUGGCAAGUGCGGUAAUGGUCUCGGUCACGAGUUUGUCAACGACGGCCCUGAGGAAGGACGGUCACGCUUCUGAAUAUUCAGUGACUCACUUAAGUUUGUCCCUAUCAAAGAUGAGGACAGGCGAUAAAAGUGAGACCUGUUUCUGCCCAUCCGCUGCUGCUUUGUCCUGGACCAGAGUCACUCUGGUCAGUUCAUGAAGUGGACAGGAAUAAACCCAUCAAAGGAG
This is a messenger RNA of Synchiropus splendidus (mandarinfish), 524 nucleotides long. RefSeq names its product methionine sulfoxide reductase B1b (gene msrb1b). Gene Ontology annotation, molecular function: peptide-methionine (R)-S-oxide reductase activity. The record is from RefSeq and is a predicted model, not a curated record. The transcript is spliced from 4 exons. Lineage: Eukaryota; Metazoa; Chordata; Actinopteri; Syngnathiformes; Callionymidae.